ACACUUCUCAUCAAUCACUCAAACAUAAACACUUAACAAAGAAAAACCUCUCUUUUCUUUUGCUUUCUGUCAAGAAAAAAUCUGCAAUGGCCAAGCUUGUUUCUUUUUUCCUUUUGGCUCUUAUUGCCAUUUCCAUGGUUGCAACCACUGCUCUAGCUGCUGAUGCUCAAUACCACCUUGAUCGUUCAAGGUAUGGUCCAGGGAGCUUGAAGCCAACACAAUGCCUGCCACAAUGUACAAGAAGAUGUAGCAAGACACAGUACCACAAGCCAUGCAUGUUCUUUUGCCAGAAGUGCUGCAAGACAUGCCUAUGUGUUCCUCCAGGUUUCUAUGGAAACAAAGGUGUUUGCCCUUGCUACAACAACUGGAAGACCAAAGAAGGAGGACCAAAAUGCCCUUAAUUAUUUUACCACAUUGCUACUCUAAUUUAUCAAACCCAAAGUUUAAUUGAUAUUGUUGUUUGUUGCUAUUAUUAUUAUUAUUAUUUUGUCUGAAUUAAGAGGUCAUUAGUUGUAUGACCUUUUUUCACUUUUGUGUAUGUAUUUGCUCCUUUGGGCAGAAUACUUUUGUACUGCCCGAUAUGAGAGCUAUUUGACCAAUUCUUCUGUUGGUCUAUUGUUAUGUUACUCUUUUCUUCUAAUAUAACAAAAUCUUUUUCAGAUU
Messenger RNA from Solanum pennellii, 663 nucleotides. Its product is annotated as gibberellin-regulated protein 6. The coding region runs from base 87 to 401 and encodes 104 amino acids. The record is from RefSeq and is a predicted model, not a curated record. NCBI's taxonomy places the organism in Eukaryota, Viridiplantae, Streptophyta, Magnoliopsida, Solanales, Solanaceae. The transcript is spliced from 3 exons.